This is a messenger RNA of Daucus carota subsp. sativus, 3046 nucleotides long. RefSeq names its product ATP-dependent DNA helicase Q-like SIM. The transcript is spliced from 15 exons. Gene Ontology annotation, molecular function: protein binding; ATP binding; nucleic acid binding. Gene Ontology annotation, cellular component: nucleus; chromosome; cytoplasm. Bases 172 to 2742 code for a protein of 856 amino acids. The record is from RefSeq and is a predicted model, not a curated record. NCBI's taxonomy places the organism in Eukaryota, Viridiplantae, Streptophyta, Magnoliopsida, Apiales, Apiaceae. Gene Ontology annotation, biological process: double-strand break repair via homologous recombination.
UUAAAUCUUGAAAGACUGGCUGAAAUCUAUUGUCGUGUGGGUGCGUGAGUAUUUAAAUUUCAAACCCGGAUACGACAAAGAUGUGUCAUUAUUAUCUUUUUUGUAUGUAAUUGUUUACUAUGAUAUGUUUCUAAUUCUGAAUAUGAUUUCGGGUUCAUUAGUUAUAUCAGAAUGGAUGGAAGUAGUGUCAAUUGUGACCAGGCAAUUGCGGAGUUAUUUGAGAUGGGAUUUAGGUUUUCGCGGAUCAUAGAAGCUAUAAAUGCAGUAGGUCCUUCUGUAGAUGAUGCAGUUGAGUAUAUUUUUAAUGAUUCUCGGAAUGAUGAGAUGGCUGAAUCUCAUAGUUCGGAUGAUUUACCUGAAAAAGGGAAUGGAAAGAGGGGUUUGUCUUCCUCGAAUCCUUCUCGUCCAAUGAAACAGUUGAAGUUAGUUGAUCUGAGUAAGACCAAAUCUGAUGUGAAGGCUAAUUCUGAGGAGGAGGAUAUUGGACAAGAUUGGGAAUUAAGAGUAAAAAAUCUGAUGCAGAAGCAUUUUGGGUUUUCGGCCUUGAAGAGUUUUCAGAAGGAAGUAUUAGCCGCUUUUAUAGCUCACCAAGAUUGCCUUGUUCUAGCUGCAACCGGAUCUGGAAAAUCAUUGUGUUUCCAGAUCCCGGCAUUGCUUACGGGUAAAGUUGUGGUUGUGAUUUCCCCCUUAAUUAGUUUGAUGCAUGAUCAGUGUAUGAAGCUUGCAAAGCACGGGGUUUCAUCUUGCUAUCUGGGCUCAGGACAGAAAGAUCCCACUGUUGAGGGAAAAGCAAUGAGUGGCAUGUAUGGAAUCAUUUAUAUCUGCCCUGAGACACUUGUGAGACUUAUAAAGCCACUCCAGGGGCUGGCAACUAAACGUGGAAUUGCAUUGUUUGCAAUUGAUGAAGUUCAUUGUAUUUCCAAGUGGGGUCAUGAUUUUCGCCCCGAAUACAGCCGAUUGUCUAUAUUGAGAGAAAACUUCAGAACCAAAAAAUUGAAGUGCUUGAAAUAUGACAUACCGUUGAUGGCACUGACGGCUACAGCCACAAUUCAAGUUCGGGAAGAUAUCCGCAAGUCCCUACACAUGUCAGGGGAAACAAGGACUGUCCUCACCUCAUUUUUUCGGCCAAAUCUCCGGUUCUCGGUUAAGAACAGUAAGACAAGGAAUCUAAGUUCCUAUAACAAAGAUUUUCGUGAAUUGAUUAAUGUAUACACCAGAAAGAAUACGUCUGAUGUUAGACAAGAUUUGAUCCCACCAGAGUUGAUGUAUCCUUCGGAUAAUUUUUAUAGCUCUUCAGAUGACAGCAGUCCUGAGUUAGUUGAUGUUUCGGAUGAUAUUGAGGAUGAUCCCUUGUGUGGAAGUAGUAAUCGAGUGAGCUUUCAGACUGCAAAAUCUGUUUUAAAGGAGAGAAAAUUGUCUGUUGAAUUUCUUGAAGACGAAUGUGAUUUACUCAAGGAUGUAGAUGAUUUGGAUGUCUCAUGCGCUGAAUUUUCUGGACAAUUGCCUGUGAAGGCAAACGAUGAUUUUGAUUUUUCUGUCCAACCUUAUCCACCUGAAAGACCAAAUAAAACUACAGAACUUUUUGAUGAGCCACUAGGACCUGGGCCAACAAUAAUUUAUGUUCCCACUAGAAACGAGACAAUAGCGAUAUCAGACUUCUUGCGUAACUCUGGUGUCAGAGCUGCUGCUUAUAAUGCAAAGUUACGAAAAUCAUAUCUGAGACAAGUACACAAGGAAUUUCACGAGAACACAUUGGAGGUGGUGGUUGCAACUAUUGCUUUUGGCAUGGGCAUUGACAAGUCAAACGUCAGAAGGAUUAUUCAUUACGGCUGGCCACAAAGUUUGGAAGCAUAUCAUCAAGAAGCGGGUCGAGCUGGACGUGACGGAAAGUUGGCAGAUUGUGUUCUAUAUGCAGACUUUUCACGGGUACCUACACUUCUGCCAAGUCAAAGAAGUGAAGAACAUACAAAGCAAGCAACUAGAAUGUUAUCAGAUUGCUUCAGAUAUGGAAUGAAUGCUUCUCGUUGUCGAGCUAAAACACUUGUGCAAUACUUCGGGGAAAAAUUCAGCUAUGAAAAUUGUCAUAUGUGUGAUGUUUGCAUCAAUGGGCCUCCUGAACUGCAGGAUGUGAAGGAUGAGGUGAAGAAUUUUAUGGAGGCUAUGGCUGUUGAAUAUGAGAUGAAUGAUUAUUGGGUCAGAAGAGAAUCAAGAUAUUUAAAGAAGCCGUCCCUCAAGCUACUUGUUUUUAGAAUUCGUCGAAAGGUUCAAAAUAAUGCUGCUACUGAUUUGUUAUGGUGGCAAGGUCUUGCCCGGCUAUUAGAAGACAAAGGAUUAAUCAGAGAAGGCGCUGAAAUGCCACAUGUUCAGAUCAGCUGCCCGGAACCAACACGCUUGGGAUUGGAAUUCUUGCAAUCUAAAGGCGAGGAACCAUUUUAUGUUUACCCAGAAGCAGACAUGUUGCUUUCCAUGGAGAGGAGUAAAUUAUAUUCAAGUUUUUCAGGACGGGGAGAAGGCUGGGCUGAUUCAAGUUCUGCAGGAUGGGGAGAAGAGUGGGGUGAUUCUAGUUUCCGCAGUGAACCCUUUAAAGAAAUGUUGUCCAGAAGAUAUCCAUGGGUAAAUCCAUUUGUGAAUCCAUUUAAAAGUCCAAGGACAUAUCCAGGGAGAAGUAUAUCAAUAAGAGCUAAGCCAGAGCCGCAGACUGUUCGAGAAAGGUUAAAUUCGAAGCUCUCAAAAAAGAAGUGAGCGGACUUCACUAUAACAUUUCUUUGUCCAGUCAAGUAUAUAUCUUGAAUAAUUCCAUCUUCCUUGAUCAGAUCUGCACACGAGUCAUAGGUUUAUAACUUAUAUAUAGAUAGACAUAUAUAUAUAUAUAUAGAUAGAUGUGAAUAUGGCAAAAUGAAAAAGCGAGAAAUGGAAUCAUUGCACAGAAAUCUAGUAGAAAAACUUUAAAUUAGAACUCUCUUAAUCUUCCAUCAUUUGCUGUAUUUUGAGGAUCAAAAGAAUUUUAAUGGCAUAUAAUCUAUAUGAAAUUUUGUGGUUAAUGGAU